Phalacrocorax carbo (great cormorant) is the source of this 3675-nucleotide messenger RNA. The record is from RefSeq and is a predicted model, not a curated record. Lineage: Eukaryota; Metazoa; Chordata; Aves; Suliformes; Phalacrocoracidae.
CUUCCGGGAGGGCGGGAGGCGGUGUCCCUCACCUGGCGCCGCCGGCGCUGGGGAGCGCCUGAGCCGCGGCCCCGCCGGGCGGGAGGUGAGCGGUGAGCGCCGGCCGCCUCCGCCCCGCUCCGCCCCGCGCGGGAGCACGGUGCCCCGGCAGGGUGUUUGUGCUUCUCCGAGGCGCUCUCCCCGCCCCCGUCUCUCCCGCCCGCCCCGCCGGGACCGCUCCUCUCCGGGCGGCAGUAGAGCCGCCUCGGGGCGGGCGGCGGCGGAGGUGCCGGUGGGGCGCUCUCGGCGUCCAGCCCGCCGGGAACAUGGCGACCGGCGGCUACCGCAGCGCCGGGGGUAGCACCACGGACUUUCUGGAGGAGUGGAAAGCCAAGCGGGAGAAGAUGCGAGCGAAGCAGGCUCCGCCGGCCCCGGGGGCGGCCACCGGGGGGGAUGGGAGGCCCGCUGGGGGCGCCUCCUCCGUCGAGCUGAACAACAACCUGCCCCCCGGCGCCCCGGCCGCCCCGACCGACCGCCCGGCGCCCCCCGUCGGCGGGGCCGCCAACUGCCUCGGCCUCGCCAGCGCCGCCUUGGGCCGGGCCGCCCCCGCCAAGGAGCCACCGCCGGGCCUGGCCGGGGGCCGGGGGGCCGAGCCGGCCGCCAAGCCCCCUCCCGCCGCCGCCUCCCCUGCCGCGGCGGGGUCCCCCGAGGGCGAGGAGAAGCUGGCCGCCAAGGGGAAGAGCUCGGGCCCCAGCGCCAGGAAGGGGAAGGGGCAGAUCGAGAAGAGGAAGCUGAGGGAGAAGAGGAGGUCGACAGGUGUGGUGAACAUCCCGGCCGCCGAGAGCCUUGAUGAAUAUGAAGAUGAUGAAGCAGGGCAGAAGGAGCGAAAGAAGGAGGAUGCUAUUACCCAACAGAAUACGAUACAAAAUGAGACUUCCAGUGCAGAUACCCCUGGCUCAUACUUACUACAGGACUCCUCCAGGAUGGUUUCAAGCAGGUAUAAAAGCACAGCUAAUGCAGCAGAUGAUGAUGCUCCAAAUAGAUAUUCCCGAACAGACAGGACAACUUACAGCAGAUACAGCAGGGAUGCAAAUUCUUCUGGCAGUUCUGUAGCAAGUAACACUUUGGAAAAGAGGAUUGAGGAACUUGAAAGGGAACUUGCGAAGGAGAGACAGGAAAAUGCAAGAUUGCUGAAAAUGACACAGGACAAAGAGGAACUAAUUGGAAAGCUGAAGGAAGAAAUUGAUCUAUUAAGCAGAGACCUAGAUGAUAUAGAAGAUGAAAAUGAACAAUUGAAGCAAGAAAAUAAAACCCUCUUAAAAGUUGUUGGACAGCUGACAAGGUAGAAGAUUCAAGCCUCAAUGAGGAAAGAUAUAAAAACUACUGAUUGAACGUUAAGGUCAAUAUAGUAAUACUUCCUGUGUUGCAGUAUGUUAUAAUAACUAUCUUUAUAUUUAUUGUUAGGAAACCAGAUGAAUGUUUAUUUUCAUAGUACUUUCUUCUUCAUUCAAUGAAAUGGCAUCAAAUCUGGGGCUUAUUUUUAGCUUUCUUUUCACAUAAUUAAAAAUUCUGACAUAUUUCAAAAUACUAAGUUCAAAAAUAUUUGGGUUUUGUAUCUUCAUAUUACAUCUGGAUACAUUACAGUAAUUUAAAAUUCAUAGCACCAAUAUCACUUUCAGUCCAUAUGGGUGUAUAUUUUUGAAAUGAAUGGAAGCAAUGCAUAGAACCUUUGUUUACACAGAUCCAAAAUAUAUAUUUUGGGAAAUAUUUCCUUUUUUGUUUAAACAGCUGUAAAGUGGAUGCCUUAAUUCCAAUGUAUAACAUUUUGCAGAUUGAUUACUUGCUCUAAAACUCUUGUAUGUUGAGGGGGUUUUUACCACAUCUGAAAGACUGACGAUAGUAGAGUAGCAAUUUUUUUUCCUGUGUAACAGUAUUCUGGCAGGAGGGGGAGAUUUUAGUGAAAAAAAAAAAAAAAAAAAAAGAAGAAAAAACCACCCCCCCCCACCCCCCCCCCCCCCAAUAAAUCACCUGUGGUACCAGCAUUAAUGAGUUCUUAGAAUCAUAUUGAAAUUGUGCACUGCAGUUAAUUUUAAAGCUUUUGCUUUAGCAAUGAAAUGCAAGUUUGCUAUCAGACAGUAAAUUUGUUUGCUGUGUUGAGAACUCAAAGCCUGGAGCUUUCAUUUUAGCAAAAACACUUUAGCAAUACUCUCCUACUUAAAGCUGUCACCCUAAAAUUUGUAGUGAUCAUAACCAAUAUGAGUUUUUGAUGUUUUGUUUUUUAACUUUUUAAGCUGGGUGAAAAUUUUUGUAGAUAACAAAGUACAGAGGCAUACAAGUAAUUCGUGUCCUUUUGAAACAUCAAAUGGUUUAAAAACCCCUUUUAUCCUUGUUUUUAAACUAACGAGGUGUUUAAAAAGUGCCUGUUUAGAUGUUACAAUGCAGUUAUGACUCUACUGAUUCUUCUAUAACAUGAUAGUAGAUAAAAUUUUCAUUUUACAUUAACCACAGACCUCAGAUAACAGUUCUCCUCUUAAAGUUCUUGUUAGGCUGAAAUUUGAUGUACUGUAUUUCAUCUUAAUACAGCACACUUUUCAUUCCUGAUCAGAAUAAAUAUAUAUGUCAUUUGAGUCGGGACACUAGAAAUGAAAACAUUUCAAAGAGCCCAGGCUUUUUCUUGACAAUUUUGAAGUUUGGUGUCAGAAGUUGCAUGCGUAUAGUUUUUGUUACCUUAAAACUUAAAGGCAACUUUAAUAUGUAAUAACUAUCACCUUUUCAGAUUUGCCAGUUGUUUUCAUAAUGUUUAUUUAAUAACUGUAAGAGUUUCUUAAAUUUCAACUCCAGGUAUUACUGUUACACCUUGGAUUGUUUUGGAUAUAGGAUAGGCUAUUUUGCAUUUAUGUAUUCUAAUGAGGAGGAACUUUUCAAAGCUUUAAAGUAUUUUUCAAGAUGCUUAUAUUCCAGGAUGCCUUGAUGUUUUCCUUCACAGUGGAUGAGAUCCCAUGGGAUGCCGUUUAAAUGGUAUGGGGGGUUUGUAUAGGCCCUCUGAACUACAAUAUAUACCAAUGAAUAUUGCUUUUAAUGUAUUCAAACAGCAAGAAGUCCCUUAAUUUAUCAGUUUCAUGAAAUUAAAAAUUAAAUUUAAAAAAAUCAGUUGAGAUGUAUGCCUUCUGAAUAAAUAUGAAACACUCUCUGGAAGAACAUCUGAUUUCCUUCUUUGUGUACUAGGUAGGAAAUACACAUACCAUUUACAGCAUGGGAUGUCAAACCUAUAGAAGCAUCAUUAAAGAGUUAAUGCAGAACACACAGAUAUUAAUAUGAAGUUGUAAAUGAGGUAUUUCAUAAACUGUAUUUCACAUAUUUUAAACCAAAGAACAACGACAGCAAAGAACAUAAGCAAGAAUUACUUGCCAUAUUACCUCUUCUUGGUUUCCAGGUGUAUUGACUAAAACUUAGCAGCAGAAAUUCCAAAAUUUGGAUUUCUUUUUUAACCUGGACUUCUGGCUGACAGGAGUAUUUGGCAGAAGUACUUCUGAUACCAUAGCUUGAGGAGGUACUGGCAAGGGAAGUUUCCAAAUACAUGAAACCAGUAAUGCUUCAGGCAGAACAUGUGAACAAAGGAACUGCUGGGAACUCACAGAUAAAGUACCUCAGGACGUUACUGUUUUUUGUGUGUUAUUAAACAAAUGUAAAGCUCUU